AUGACUAUGGAUGAUAUUUCAUCAUCAGAUAGUUGUUUUCAAGAAAGACGUAAGAAAUCAGUUAUUCCAUGGACAUCAAAUGAUGAUGAAAAAUUAUUAAAUGCUAUUAAAAAAUAUGGAAAAGAAAAUUGGAAAUCAGUUUCAGAUUGUUUACCUAAUAAAACAAGGAAACAAUGUAGAGAAAGAUAUUAUAAUUGUCUUAGUGAUGAUAUUGCUAAAAAACCAUGGUCAAAAGAAGAAGACCAAAUGUUAAUAGAUUUACAAAAAAUAUUAGGAAAUAAAUGGACAGAAAUGAGUAAAUCAUUUCAAGGAAGAACACCAAAUUCAUUAAAGAAUAGGUUCUUUUCUCAUUUACACCCAGAAUAUAGAAAAAAAUUAAGAGAAAAUAAAAUUAAUAGAACUCCAGAUGAUAAAAGUGAAAAGAACGAAACGAAACCCCCAAAAAGUCCUUCUCAAAAAUCAGCAUUUAUACGUGUUAAAUCAUCAAAAUAUGAAAUAAUAUAA
This is a messenger RNA of Entamoeba dispar SAW760, 504 nucleotides long. RefSeq names its product transcription factor MYB90, putative. Gene Ontology annotation, molecular function: DNA-binding transcription factor activity, RNA polymerase II-specific; RNA polymerase II cis-regulatory region sequence-specific DNA binding. The transcript has a single exon. NCBI's taxonomy places the organism in Eukaryota, Evosea, Mastigamoebida, Endamoebidae. The coding region runs from base 1 to 504 and encodes 167 amino acids. Gene Ontology annotation, cellular component: nucleus. The record is from RefSeq and is a predicted model, not a curated record. Gene Ontology annotation, biological process: regulation of DNA-templated transcription.